Molecule: messenger RNA, 399 nt
Organism: Ylistrum balloti
Lineage: Eukaryota; Metazoa; Mollusca; Bivalvia; Pectinida; Pectinidae
Product: caveolin-2-like
Exons: 2
Coding region: 1-399 (132 amino acids)
Biological process (GO): caveola assembly
Cellular component (GO): caveola
Molecular function (GO): molecular adaptor activity
Source: RefSeq, a predicted model, not a curated record
AUGGCCUCCCCCAAGCAAGACCGGGACCCUAAUGGUGUCAACGUACAUAUACAGGCUAAUUUCGAGGAUGUAUUUGCUGAGAGUUAUGACAUACAGAGCGUCGACUGUGUCUGGAAAACCUCACAGCAAUGCUUUUCAUGCAGUAAGAACUGUUGCUAUAACUUCCUGGCUGUUUUCUGUGGACUCUGUGCGGCUUUUUUCUGGGGAUUCCAGUUCGCGUGUGUGGCGUUUGAACAUGUCUGGUGUUUGACUCCUGCGUUGAAACUCUUUGUCAUCAACUGUAGCGCCUUGCAGAAGUUUGUCGGAAAUCUCGUUGGUUGUAUUCUCGCGCCAGUUUGCGAGACGUGCGGUCUCCUGUUUUCCAGUAUCUCUGUCCAACACAAUGGAAACAAUGGCUAA